UUCCUCAAAGUGUUUUCGUUCGACGAUGUUUCGUCCCAUUAAAAUGACCAGUCAGAUGUUCCGUGUUUGUGGAUUAAUAACAAAUUGCGCGAAAACCAUAAACAUUGAAAGCAAUGCUGCCACUGUUAAUUUGUUGAAAACGCACGUGCCGCUGGUGUGUAAUGCGAGGAAUGUAAACUUCUUUACAAAAAGACCAGCCAAUCUACUAUGGAAGUCUGUCAUCAAUGUUAGUAACGCUGGUAAAAGGCGAGGAAGAGGCAAGGGUGCACCAAGAAUGUUCGAUUUAAACAAAGGUCAAAAGAUAGGCUUUGGAAAAGCACAAUUGACGUUUCCAGGAUUAAAUGCACUGAUUAGGCUGGACGUAAUGGUUCCGCAAAAGCCAGUUCCUCUUAGUCAAAGCAUAGAAAACGUAGCAACGCCACUUCAAAACAAAUAUUCCGUACGUAAAAGACAAAAGCUUUCACCUUUAGAACGUGGUUGGACUGGAAGUAGAAUGGGUGGACGAAAAAUUGGACCACCCGAUCCUAUCGAUGGAGAGACUUUCGAUGGUUUUCAAACUUGGAUAUUACAUAUUGUUCGUACUUCUAAAAUGACAAGUAUUUUCGGGCGUCAAAAGCGAUGCAUUGCCUUUGUUGUGACCGGAAAUGGUAAAGGUUUAGCUGGAUUCUCAUCAGCGACGACAACUGAACAUAAAUCAGCCCUUUCAACGUCUAAAAACAAGGCUGGACAGAGAUUAAUGUAUAUUGAAAGAUACAACGACCACACUGUACUUCAUAAUUUUUACACGCAAUUUGGUCGUACAAAAAUAUUUGUUAGACAAAUGCCUCAAGGGUAUGGGCUCGUAUGUCAUCGCAUUAUUAAGACAUGUUGCGAGGCAAUUGGCAUAAAAAAUCUGUAUGCCAAAGUUGAGGGGUCGAGAAAUCCUCAGAAUAUAAUAAAAGCUUUCUUCAUUGGUUUGUUAAAACAGAAAACGUAUCAACAAUUAGCAGACGAGAAAAAGUUACAUUUAGUUGAAAUGAAGAAGGAGCACAAUUAUUUCCCCACGGUGAUUGCUUCGCCGGAAACGGUGAGGAAGCCGAAUGAGAUUGAACAUAACGAAAUUUUAGAUUUCAAUCAGUAUGUAAUGGACGGAAGGGUCGUCUUAAAAAAGAAAAAAUCUCAACCUUUUUACACAAAGUUACCUUCGUAUGCAGUUCAUUUGCGUAAGAUAGAACGUCAAAGGGAUCAUUACAAUGUUAGAGUUAAAUUAACAGCCGAAUAUGGAGAAAUUCGUAGUUUUCUUACUGAAAAAUAUCCAGAAGCGAAACAUUGCCGAAAAGUUAAAAAAGAAGAAGAUGAUGCCUAA
Colletes gigas is the source of this 1345-nucleotide messenger RNA. It is a transcript of the gene mRpS5, whose product is annotated as putative 28S ribosomal protein S5, mitochondrial. NCBI's taxonomy places the organism in Eukaryota, Metazoa, Arthropoda, Insecta, Hymenoptera, Colletidae. Gene Ontology annotation, molecular function: RNA binding; structural constituent of ribosome. Bases 26 to 1345 code for a protein of 439 amino acids. The record is from RefSeq and is a predicted model, not a curated record. Gene Ontology annotation, biological process: translation. Gene Ontology annotation, cellular component: ribosome. The transcript has 6 exons.